UAGUAUUUUAUUACAGCAGUGGAAUGGCAAUAGGGGUGGUCCUUGUCAUAUUGAUUGUACUUUUUCAGGGGAUGAAGCUUCUCCCAACUGGUCGGAAGAACUCUCUUGCAAUUUUUGUAUACUCGUCUUUGGUUGGUUUGGGAUCUUUUCUCCUCCGCUACAUACCUGGGUUAUUGCGUUCAAUACUCACCGAGAUCGGAGUUAGUGAAGACAUGUAUAAUCCUUUGGCUAUAUUUCUUCUGGCUUUUGUUUUUCUGGCUGGAGCAUGGUUGGGCUUCUGGGCAGUCCGCAAACUGGUUCUGACAGAAGAUGGAUCAAUUGAUAUAAUGACAUCUCAGUUUGUUUAUUGGUCCAUCCAAAUUCUGGGUGCUCUUAUGACUUUUCAGAGUUCUGCCGAUCACCUACUGGCAGUGGAAGCUACAGUAUUUGGAUUCUUAGUAUCAGUAAUAAUGAAGAAAAUCUUUAGAUGGAGAUUCCUCCGUCGUGUGUACAGGUAUCUGUCUUUCCCGUUUUGGAGCUUAGUCAUGGCCUUCCAUUACUAUGAUCUGCCAUCAUUUCCUUCGUCAAUAUCUACAAUGAAAUUGUCAAAAUCACACAGAAAGAACAGGAGAAGAUUGGAGAUUCCUGAUUCUCCACCUUCUCCGCCUUCUCCGCCUUCUCCACUGUCAGAUUCGGGGUUAUUUGCUUCUACCUUCCACACCACACCUGAAAGGAGAAAAUUCUCAAAAGAAGAGUGGGAAAUGUUCACCGCAGAGACGACAAACAAAGCCUUGCAAGAACUUGCUUCUUCUCCUGAUUUUCACAGAUGGUGCUCCUCAAAUGUAGAAAGAAUCAGUGUAGCCCCCCGGAGCACGAGAAAAGUUGCUGAUCAACCGUGCCGUUGGUGGCUUCUUUAGUGGUGCUAGGCAAGCAGCUGACAACAUGUCCUUCGCAAUGUCAGCACGGCAAAGUUAAGUUUGAAAGAAACCGAGAUGUGUGUUUGGAAAAACAUAGUCUGGAAGGAAGAAGCAGGAACAACUGUGAUGUUGUAAAUUCCAUAGUUUUGUGCAGUUCAUUAUUUUUGGGCAACCUGUAGGCUGUAUGGGACGGAUCGUUGUUUAAGUUAACGGUAGGCUGAUUUUUUGGCUCUCUCUCGCAAUGAUGUAACCCGGAAAUCUAAAAUUUAACAAUUUGUAGUAUUACUUGUACAAUUUAUUUUGUGAUUAACAUUCAAAAAA
This is a messenger RNA of Prunus avium (sweet cherry), 1217 nucleotides long. NCBI's taxonomy places the organism in Eukaryota, Viridiplantae, Streptophyta, Magnoliopsida, Rosales, Rosaceae. The record is from RefSeq and is a predicted model, not a curated record.